Vicia villosa (hairy vetch) is the source of this 2999-nucleotide messenger RNA. RefSeq lists its product as uncharacterized. The transcript has 5 exons. Gene Ontology annotation, molecular function: zinc ion binding. The coding region runs from base 1581 to 2999 and encodes 472 amino acids. Lineage: Eukaryota; Viridiplantae; Streptophyta; Magnoliopsida; Fabales; Fabaceae. The record is from RefSeq and is a predicted model, not a curated record.
UGAGUUUGCUCCGAAGGAGAAUACGACUUCGCCUUGACUCAGUAUCAAGCUCCAUUCGUGUUUAAUCUGACUCUGCUGAUAAAAAAGGCAUGGGUGUGUUUAGUUUAGUGUUUCACCAUGGGGGAAAUUUUGUGCAAGACAGUCAUAUGUAUUACAGAGGCGGUAUUGAGACUAUUGUUGAAGGUCAGGACGAAGUUAAAUGGAGUUUUUUUGAAGCUGUAAGUCUGGUUAAAGAUUGGGGCUAUGAAGGUUUUAGGCUAUGGAGAAAGAUUCCGCAAAUGGAUGAAGGCUUUACAAAUGUUGUUGAUGAUGUAGGAGCUGCAAAAAUUGGUAAGCAUUGUAUGUCUUAUAAGGUUGAUGGUCAUGUUUGGGUAGAGCAUGGUGUAAAAGGCAUGAUGACCAAGGUGCUAUUACCUAAUGUAGAUGACUUCAACACCUCUAGUGAAGAUGAAUGCAGUGGUGAUGAGGUUGAUGCAGGACAAUGUUUUGAUGACAGUGAAGAGGAUAGAGUAAUUGAAGAAGAAAAAGAACAAUUUGAAGAAAUGGAGGUAGUUGUUCCAGCUAGUGGGAAUAGGGUGGACAUCAAUGGGAAAUCAGUAAGAUUCAAGCUCUGUGCAUCCAAGGACCCCAAAAAGAUGAAACAAAUGAGAAUGCUAAAGAAGGUCAAUGUUUUGGUUCCCAAGAGUGUCUUAGGAUCUUGUUCAAAGAGGAACACAAGCAAAGGUGAAGAUGUGGAUUAUGCUAGUGAGGAACUUGAAAGUGAUGAUGCUGAUGAAAGUGACAUAGAUGACAAACCUUCCAAGCCAAAGUAUGAGAAGUUCAGAUCAGAGCUGCUUAACAAAGACUUCCAAUUCAAAUUAGGUAUGGAGUUCAUAUCUCUUACUGAAUUUAAAGAUGCUAUUAGGGAGUGGUCAAUCUUAAAUGGUAGAGAGAUAAGUUUUGUUAAGAAUGAGUCAUAUAGGGUUAGGGUUGAGUGCAAGGGUAAAUGUGGCUUUUUAGCAUUGUGUAGCAAAGUGGGAGACAACCACACUUACUAGAUAAAGACAUGGGUGGGGACCCACACAUCUGCAAGGGUAUUGAAUAACAAGUCUGCCAAUUCCAAGUGGGUAUCUAAGUUAGUGGUAGAAAAGAGGAAGUCACAAGGUAAAGUCAAAUUUUCUGAAAUUAUGUCUGAACUUAGACAGAAAUAUUUAGUGGGCAUAAGCAAAGGGAAAGCUUGGAGAGCAAAAGCUAUGGCUGAGGAAAUAAUUGAAGGUGAUGCAAAGGAACAAUAUAAUAUGUUAUGGAGUUAUGCAGAUGAGUUGAGAAAACAUUGUGCUGGGAACACUGUCAAGCUGAACACUGAGAGAAUUAGUCCAACACUACCACCAAGAUUUGGUAGAUUUUACUUCUGUUUUGAUGGAUGCAAGAAAGUGUUUACCAAGGGUUGUAGACCAUUUAUAGGGGUAGAUGGGUGUCAUCUAAAUACACAAUAUGGAGGUCAGUUGUUAAUUGAUGUAGCAAGGGACCCAAAUGACUAAUAUUAUCCUUUGGCAUUUGGUGUGGUGGAGGCUGAGACAAAAGAAAGCUGGAGAUGGUUUAUGCAAUUGCUAAUGGAAGACAUUGGAGUUGGGAGAAAGUAUGUUUUUAUUUCAGACCAACAAAAGGGGCUUGUUAGUGUCUUUGAGGAAAUGUUUGAGCAAAAUGAACACAGGGUCUGCCUCAGACAUUUGUAUGCAAAUUUCAAGAAGAAAUUUGGUGGUGGAGCUGCCAUUAGGGACCUUUUAAUGGGGGCUGCAAAUGCAACAUACUUCCAGGCUUGGGAGAAGAAGAUGAAUGAGCUUAAACAACUUGAUAAGAAGGCAUGGGAUUGGCUGAUGGGAGUGCCAACCAAACUAUGGUGUAAGCAUUCAUUUUUAUUUUAUCCUAAGUGUGACGUUUUGAUGAAUAACUUGAGUGAAUCAUUCAAUAGUACCAUAUUACAAGCUAGGGAUAAACCAAUACUCACUAUGGUAGAAUGGAUUAGGAACUAUAUGAUGAAUAGGAUAGCUAAUAAUAUUGUGAAGCUUGAUAAGUGGAAGCACAAUGUCAUGCCCAAUCCUAGGAAAAGGCUUGAUAAGGAAACUCAUUUAAGUGGAAAAUGGAUGCCUACAUGGGGCAGUGGUGAUUUGUGGCAAGUCCAUCACCCAUAUAAUGGAUUGCAAUUUGUUGUUGAUCUUGGGAAAAAAACUUGCACUUGUUGCUUUUGGGAUCUUGUAGGCAUACCUUGUAGGCAUGGUGUUUCUGCAUUGCAAUAUCAGAAUUUAGAUCCUGAGAAGUAUGUUGAGCCUUGUUACAUGAGAGAAGCUUACAGGGCAUGUUAUGAAAACAAUGUGAGUCCAAUAAAUGGCAUGGACAUGUGGCCUACUGUGGAUGCUGAAGACUUGUUGCCACCACAAUACAAGAAGGGACCUGGAAGGCCUAAGAAAUUGAGGUUUAGAGAGUUGGAUGAGAGUGGUUCAAGGACGAGGAGGGUAGGUGUAGCAUAUAGAUGUACAAAGUGUGACAAAUUUGACAAUAAUUCUAGGAAGUGUCAAGCUAAGGAGCAAGAUCCUAAUGCACUGAAGAGAAAGAGAUAUACUCCCAGGACCAAAGUCUCUAAAAUAUCUGAAGCAACUACUGCAAAUGUUGAUGGAGGUGGGAGUGUGGCUGAUGGACAUCAAGAGGAUACUGCAAAUGUUGAUGGAGGUGGGAGUGUGGCUGAUGUACAUGUGGAAACUAAAAUAUGGGGUGUUACAGAAACAGACCCAGAGUUGGAUGCAUUGCUAAAUGAUAUGAUGGCUCUUUAUGAAGAACAACAAUCACAAGUUUACAACCCCACACAACCAGCUGCUAUGCAACCUCCUACAUCACAUGAAACUCAACCUGCUGCAAGGAAGGAAACACCCCAUGCUGUUACUAAUGUCAAAAAAUCUUCAACUAAGAAAAAGGUCAUGACUGGGAAGCCAUCAAGAAAGAGGGUCAGUGAAAGAUUGAAAUAA